AUGUCAGCCAGUAAUCAAGACCCUCCUACAGGUCCAACAAAAAAGGUGCGGGGAAAGACAAGAGGAGUGAAUGCAGAUAAGGUGCUUUCUCAAUUGAAUGCUAAAAUACCUGUCACUCUGACCGAACAAAAUGGCAGGCCUACAGGCCCAUAUGCUGAAAUGUUGGCCAAUGAAAUUGGUUUCACAGUUCGAAACCAUGCCCCACUAAAUGUGGAAAAAUGGAAGAAGAUUUCGAAAAUUGAAGUGGAUAAGUUGGUUAAAAGAAUAACGAACAAGUUUGACAUUGACAUGUCUCUCUCUUGGGUCGAGAGAUAUGUAAUUACAACAUGUCAGACUGUAUUUUGUAAUUUUCGUUAUAAGUUGAAGAAACAUUUUGAGAAAUUUUCAACAAUCGAGGAAGCAAUUGAAAACAAACACGAUGAUGUCAAGACUCAGGAAGAAUGGGAGUUUCUCUGUGCUCGUUUUUCUAGUGAAAAGUUUCAGAUUCGUUCAGAGAAGAAUGCUAUAAAUAGGUCAAAGUUGACACAUCACCACAAAGCUGGGUCAAAGUCAUUUAUGUCUCACCAAGAGCAAAUUGCAGCACAGACUAGAGAGAUGCAAGGUGCAAUUGAUCGCUUUGAAACAGAGUACAAAAGCACUAAAAAAAGGUUGGGACUUGGGAGCAAAAGCAAAGUGGGAUGAAAUGAUUAAGAUGCGAACUGAGACAACUCAACCUGAUGGAACUCGGACAAUGACAGAUGAUGAAAUUUGUGCAAAAGUCCUCGGAGUCAAAUCAGGCUACAUCAAGGGUUGUGGUUUUGGCCCUAGACCUCCACCAUCAAGAGUCUCUCAUUCGUCGAGAAAUGAAAUGUCUGAAAAGAAUAAAGUGUUGCAAGAACAGCUUCAAGAGACCCAACACCUUGUAGGGACUCAACAACAAAAGAUUGAUGCACAAAAUGAGGUGAUCCAAAGAUUGGAGGAGCAAGCCAAAAAGUUUGAGGAGUUCAUAGCUAACUUUUCCA
Rosa rugosa (rugosa rose) is the source of this 1001-nucleotide messenger RNA. RefSeq lists its product as uncharacterized. The transcript has 6 exons. The record is from RefSeq and is a predicted model, not a curated record. Lineage: Eukaryota; Viridiplantae; Streptophyta; Magnoliopsida; Rosales; Rosaceae. The coding region runs from base 1 to 681 and encodes 226 amino acids.